Molecule: messenger RNA, 2043 nt
Organism: Cynara cardunculus var. scolymus (artichoke)
Lineage: Eukaryota; Viridiplantae; Streptophyta; Magnoliopsida; Asterales; Asteraceae
Product: CTD small phosphatase-like protein 2
Exons: 7
Coding region: 250-1689 (479 amino acids)
Molecular function (GO): phosphoprotein phosphatase activity
Source: RefSeq, a predicted model, not a curated record
UGUUGAAAUUGUUAACUUGUUUGAUCUUUGAUUACCGAAACUCACUCGAAUGCACCGAGUAGUUUCAUAAGAUGUAUCUAAAUCAAGAUGUGUAUGUAUGAAUUUGGACUUCACUGCUGAUGAUUCAGCUUUCAUAAACCAGCUUCGUUUUAAUCAAGACAUCUGCUUCUGAUAUCUUCACUCAACGGGAUUGUAUUUACUCACUCAUGUUCUUGAGUCUAGGCUGUGAUAGACUAAGAUACAAAUCAAAUGCCAUCACUAAAGAUGAAGACGAAGUCGUUGGCAGACUCUCUAAGAGAAAACAAUGGUCUCCAUGUCUGUCAAAAAUCAAGCAAGAUAUCCAAGAACUCAUUCUCUCACGUCAGGAAUUUUCAACAUGAAGCAGAACUUGACACUUGUACUUUUAACAAGCAGGAUGAUUAUUUCUGCAGUAAAGCAACUGUUCAGGAAAUAAGAAGUGAUGAAACCAACUGUUGUGACUUGGCAGAUGAAGAAAUUCAAGUACAGAAGCAUCUAUUGUCUUCAAGUGAUGAUGGCAUCAGUUCUAGGACGGAUCAUGCUCAAGCGAAUCUCUCAACCAUAGAAACAAUCUUUUCACCUAUACUGGAGUCCAUUAACAAUGACAUUGAACCAAAUAUCUACGAUCAUGGAGGGAGGGAAAAUGAUAUUAUCUUGCCACCAUGCGGUGAUAAUAACAUGUGUGGUACCUGUAGAAAGUCAUGUGCAUAUCAAAACUGUAAUGUGUCAGACUUUUUCAUUUCGGACAUGAUUGUUUGUAGCUCGUGCAAUGAAAGAAACUCCACAUAUACCGGCAUUACAGAGGCUACAUGUUUAUUUGAUUAUGAUUGGGAUGAAUUGAGUAGAUUUUCUGCUGAUGAAUAUAUGUUACUUCCUUUUCUUGAGGAUAGCAUUGAGACAGGGAGUCACUAUGAAGAUAGUAGCAUCCAUUCUGAGCCUGUCAUCGUUCCAGAAGACUCAAGCAUAUAUGUGGCAAUUCAUCAAUUGAAAACCCGCAAUCAGGAAUCUGAUAUUAAUUCUUAUCCAGACUGGGAUCCAGCAGAGUGCUUGGAUCCACAAAUGUUCAUCAGGAAUCUGGUAGACCUUCCGGAAAUGUCUACAAGUUUUGGUCCCAGCACAUUGCCCCAGGAAUCAAGGGAAACAAAAUCUAUAACCCUAGUACUUGAUCUAGAUGAAACACUGGUCCACUCUUCACUGGAACAUUGUGAUGAUGCAGACUUCACCGUUGGAGUAUUUGCUAGUUUGAAGGAGCAUACUGUGUAUGUGAAGCAGAGACCCUACGUUAGGACGUUUUUGGAGAGAGUUUCAGAAAUGUUUCAUAUUGUUGUAUUCACAGCCAGUCAAAGCGUUUAUGCUAACCAACUUCUGGAUAUACUGGACCCGGAUGGAAAGUUCAUCUCUCGUCGAGCUUAUAGAGAGUCAUGUAUCUUUGCAGAUGGAAGUUAUACCAAGGAUCUAACCGUUUUAGGUGUUGACCUUGCCAAAGUUGUCAUAAUUGACAAUUCCCCACAGGUUUUCCAAUUGCAAGUGAAUAAUGGCAUUCCAAUUAAGAGUUGGUUUGAUGACCCAUCAGAUUGUGCACUAAUUUCGUUACUUCCCUUCCUAGAGACUCUGGUUGAUGCUGAAGAUGUCCGUCCUAUUAUUGCUAAGAGAUUUGGUAACAAGGAUUAAGUGCCCCUUGUUCCUCAUUAUUUCUCACUUACAGCUCCAUUUUUUUAAAUUAUCCUUCAUUUUAGAUGCUCGCGAUCCCUCCUUGAGCUUUUAAUAUGAUAUCUAUACAAUAAAACAUCACUGGUGUUGCCUUGAGUUGCCCCAUGUUUCUUUCUUUUCUUGACAUCUCAAUAGGAGUUCAAUAUAGUUUGUGGAAGAUUGUAGUUGCUGAAAAUUUGUGUUUUGCAGUGUACAGUUAAUGAAGCUUAGAAACUCACAAGGGUGUGCAUAUAGAUUGUUUUUUGGGAUAUAUGUAAUCUGAUAUGUGACUUUGUAUUGUUAUUUAUUUGAUGAUCCUCUUUAUAUGCUUUUAUU